CGGUUCCCAGAGGAAGGGGGCGCUGUUGGAAGUGAAGCUACGAAAGUAGAAGCUGCCUCCGCCGCGUCGGGAGAGCCGGAGUUGCUUCUCAGCAACAGCUGCCGCCGCCUCCACCCCCUCCUCUCUCUCUCCCUUUUCCCUAGCCGGGUCUCCGGCGGCCGCCAUGUUAGGUCGGGAUGAUGAACUGGGGCUGCCUUGAAGGGGACCCGACGCCUCGCCGCCCGCCUCCUGGUGCGCGUGUGGAAAGGCGAGCAUCCCGGCUCCUCCCUCUCCUCUCGGCCUGGGCUUGCGAUACGGCCUCUGGAGGCGACGGUAGGGCUCGCCGUUUCCCUGGGAGUCCCUGGCCGGAGGCUAUGGGGCGCUUGUGGCAGGGCUGAGCACGUCGGACUGUAGCUGAGUCCGAGGAGUAGCAGAGACGCGAGUCCCCCCCUCCACACAGCGAGAUUCGCCGCCGGACCAACUCCGCUUGUUCUGAAGCGGAAGCGAGAGCGCCCUCUCCCCUGCGAGGGGGAGGCUCGGCGGUUUCUCCCGGAGUGACCCACGGACAGCAGAAAAGACCAUGGGGUGCAUUAAGAGCAAGGAAGACAAAAGUCCCACCAUGAAAUAUAGAACUGAGAAUACUCCAGAUACAAUUACUUCCCCUGUCAGCAAUUAUGGAUCUGAUUCAACCCAAGCUAAUCAGUCACCUGUAGUAAAAGGAUCAUCGAUUAAUUUUAAUAGCCAUUCCAUGACUCCUUUUGGUGGGUCAUCUGGUAUGACACCUUUCGGAGGAGCAUCUUCUUCAUUUUCUCCAGUGCCAUGUCAAUAUCCUAGUGGUCUAACAGGGGGUGUUACUGUUUUUGUGGCCUUGUACGAUUAUGAAGCAAGAACUAGAGAUGAUCUUUCAUUCAAGAAAGGCGAACGCUUUCAGAUAAUCAAUAAUACGGAAGGAGACUGGUGGGAAGCAAGAUCUAUUGCAACAGGAAAGAGUGGCUACAUUCCUAGCAAUUAUGUGGCUCCGGCAGAUUCCAUUCAAGCAGAAGAAUGGUAUUUUGGUAAAAUGGGCAGGAAAGAUGCAGAAAGAUUGCUUUUAAAUCCUGGGAAUCAACGUGGUAUCUUUUUAGUACGAGAGAGUGAAACUACAAAAGGUGCUUAUUCCCUUUCUAUACGUGAUUGGGAUGAGAUUAGAGGUGAUAAUGUGAAACACUAUAAAAUUAGAAAACUUGACAAUGGUGGAUAUUAUAUAACAACAAGAGCACAAUUUGAAUCUUUACAAAAGCUGGUCAAACACUAUACAGAUCAUGCUGACGGCCUGUGUCACAAAUUAACAACUGUGUGUCCAACUGUGAAACCUCAGACACAGGGCUUAGCAAAGGACGCCUGGGAAAUCCCUAGAGAAUCCUUACGGCUAGAAGUUAAGCUGGGCCAAGGGUGCUUUGGUGAAGUUUGGAUGGGAACAUGGAACGGAACAACAAAAGUUGCAAUCAAAACUCUAAAACCUGGUACAAUGAUGCCAGAAGCUUUCCUACAAGAAGCUCAGAUCAUGAAGAAAUUAAGGCAUGAUAAACUUGUUCCACUUUAUGCUGUAGUUUCGGAGGAGCCUAUCUACAUUGUCACUGAAUUCAUGACAAAAGGAAGCUUACUAGAUUUCCUUAAGGAAGGAGAAGGAAAAUAUUAGCUUCCACAACUGGUUGAUAUGGCUGCACAGAUUGCUGAUGGCAUGGCAUACAUUGAAAGAAUGAAUUACAUUCAUAGAGAUCUUCGAGCAGCUAAUAUACUUGUAGGGGAUAAUCUGGUGUGCAAAAUUGCUGACUUUGGAUUAGCAAGAUUAAUAGAAGACAAUGAAUACACUGCUAGACAAGGGGCCAAAUUCCCAAUUAAAUGGACAGCACCUGAGGCUGCACUAUAUGGUCGGUUUACAAUUAAAUCUGAUGUCUGGUCAUUUGGAAUUUUGCUGACAGAGCUUGUAACAAAGGGGCGUGUGCCAUACCCAGGAAUGGUCAAUCGGGAAGUUUUAGAGCAAGUGGAACGUGGAUAUAGAAUGCCUUGUCCUCAGGGAUGCCCAGAAUCUCUCCAUGAAUUAAUGAAACUUUGUUGGAAGAAAGAUCCCGAUGAAAGGCCAACGUUUGAAUACAUUCAGUCUUUCUUAGAAGAUUAUUUUACUGCUACGGAACCACAGUACCAGCCUGGAGACAAUUUAUAAAUUGAUGGCUUACAUCCCAUGCACAAACAUGCCAAAUGUAGAGUACUUUUUUUAAAAAAAAUUCCUUGCUAAUUGAAAGAACUCAAAAGAAGGCAAAUUGCAAUUUGCAUGCUCUUGUUAGCUGGCAAACUGGAAUUCUGAAAUAGGUUGCACAAAACCACUUUUUAAAGUGUUAUAAUACCUAAAUGUAUCAAUGAUAUAUUUUUCUCCCAUAUUAUACAGGGUCCAAAAGAAACACUGAAAAAAAUGGGUGGUAAAAUUAACGUUGCUAUAACAAGUGGAGCUGCUGAUUUCUUUUCUCUUUUUCCUAACAUUUAGGUCAUUAUUAAAGGCAACAUCAGCUAUUUAAAUAAACUUAUGAAUGGAAAUGGUCAAAUAAUAACAAUAACAAAAUAGUUUAUGGGACCAACAAUACUAUUAUGUUAGAGUUAAGAGGGCUUUAAUAUAAAGUUUUCUUCUAGGGGCUCAUUUCCUAGGGUAGCUCUCAGCAGAUGCCAGCACCUGACCAACCUUCUCUGAGCUUAGAAAUUAGACUGAUUAGUUUCAGGAAUACUGUGGCUGUAGACUAGAUAGGAAAAUGGAAAAAAUAUGGAUGAAGAAAAUGGUAAAUUAACCCUGUAUUGUUGCCAAGAAUACUAUGGAUACGUAUGUGAAGACACCAAGAGUCUACUUCAGCUCAAAAAAAAUUUACUUUUAAAGCAAGUAAUUUAAUAAACUUGAUUAAAUACUAGACCUCAAUAAUGGAACUGAAAAGCAUGUUGCACUGUGCUGAAACUUUAUAUUACUAUACCAUAACUGGAAAGUAGCAUAUUUUAUUUCCUACAUAGUUCAAUUAAGAAUGAAAUUAACUUCCGAAACCAUUAAUUCAUUUUGUAAUUAAGUUACUAGAGUACAAUGUUAAACCUGAAACUGCAAAAUGCAAUCAGAGGGAUAAGGUUAAGAUAACAUCUUAACUUCAAGAUGUAGUGUUUAAAGUUCCAAUUCUAGUGAAACAUGUUCCUUAUUUAAUUUUUUUUAGAAGGCACAUCUGAAAAAGGAAAUAAAGUGGCAAAUGCUUAUGAAGGUUAUCCAAUUAAAAUGUUCAGGGAUUCA
Thamnophis elegans (Western terrestrial garter snake) is the source of this 3274-nucleotide messenger RNA. RefSeq names its product YES proto-oncogene 1, Src family tyrosine kinase (gene YES1). Gene Ontology annotation, molecular function: ATP binding; signaling receptor binding; non-membrane spanning protein tyrosine kinase activity. Gene Ontology annotation, cellular component: extrinsic component of cytoplasmic side of plasma membrane. The record is from RefSeq and is a predicted model, not a curated record. Gene Ontology annotation, biological process: protein phosphorylation; cell differentiation; cell surface receptor protein tyrosine kinase signaling pathway. Lineage: Eukaryota; Metazoa; Chordata; Lepidosauria; Squamata; Natricidae.